AUGUGGGUCAUUCUGAACAUCUCCAUCUAUCUGUCUUUUAAUUUCUUUAUGACAGCUUCAGUACUCGGAUCAAAAACCUGUCAGCUCCAGGGACACUUCAGGUUGAAUGAAAUGUAUCAUGAUGGCGAUGUUAUACUUGGUGGCCUGUUUGAGGUUGACUUCCUCACAGUGUUCCCAGAUCUGGACUUCAAAAAAGAGCCAGAAUCACCAUACUGUGAGCAAUUUGACAUGGAAAGCUUCCAGCAGGCACAAACCAUGGCUUUUGCAAUUGAUGAAAUCAAUAAAAAUCCAAACCUUCUGCCAAACAUCACUCUUGGUUACCAUCUAUAUGACAACUGUGUCAUGCUAGGAAUGGCAUUUCGGGCUGCCAUAUCCAUGGCUAGUGGAACAGAAGAGUUCUUCUAUAACAUCAACUGCACUGGCCCACCCCCAGUGAUUGGAAUCGUAGGGGAUUCAAGUUCAACUGUCUCCAUUGCAAUUUCAAGUAUUCUAGGGUUGUUUCGAGUACCUAUAGUUAGUCACUAUGCCACCUGCUCCUGUUUGAGUGACAGAAAAAAGUACCCCUCUUUCUUCAGAACUAUUCCCAGUGAUGCCUUCCAGGUCCGAGCAAUGGUUCAGAUCUUAAAAUAUUUUAGAUGGACUUGGGUUGGUCUCAUUUACAGUGAUGAUGACUAUGGAGUUCAUGCGGCUCAGUCCUUCCAGCAAGAAAUGCAGCUGUUCGGAGGUUGUGUUGCUUUUUCUGAAAUUUUACCCCAUGAUAACAACCUCGAAGAUAUUAAGCACAUAACCAAAAUGAUUGAGGCCUCUACAGCUAGAGUGAUAGUUGUUUUUUCCACUCCUUCCUUUCUGAUACCUUUGAUUGAUGAGUUGGUGUUGCAGAACAUGACAGACAGGCAGUGGAUUGCAAGUGAAGCUUGGGCUACCUCUUUUGUACAUCACAGUCCACGUUUACUGCCCUUUCUGAAGGGCACACUUGGCAUUGCUAUUAGGCGUGGAGAGAUUGAGGGACUUCAUGAAUUUCUGCUACGUCUCCAACCUAGAAAUGACGCAAGAAAUAAUAUGAUCAGGAUAUUCUGGGAGAUCAUGUUUGGGUGCAAUUUUGAAACUGGGGGUAAAAAGAAUGGUGGAGAUCAAGUCAUAAAUAUAUGUACAGGACAAGAGGAUCUGAGCGCCACAAACACACCAUACACAGAGGUUUCAGAGCUACGGGCAUCUUACAAUGUCUAUAAGGCAGUUUAUGCCCUGGCACAUGCACUUAAUGACUUGAUGCAGUGUGAGGAGGGGAGAGGACCAUUCAGUGUUAACAGCUGUGCUGACAUAACAAAUCUAAAACCCUGGCAGCUGGUUCACUACCUGCAGAAUGUCAACUUUACCACAGACUUUGGGGAUCAUGUGUCAUUUGACAAGAAUGGAGAUGCUUUGGCCAUCUAUGAUGUCCUGAACUGGCAGCCGAGCUCUGAUGGCUCAAUAAGGGUCCAAACAGUUGGUGUAGUAAAUGAAGAGGUUGCAACAGGGAUGGUGCUUACACUGGAUGAGGAUGCAUUAUAUUGGAACUUUGAGUCAAAAAAACCCCCAAUUUCUGUGUGCAGUGAGAGCUGUCCUCCAGGCACUAGGCUUGCCACGAUUAAGGGCUUGCCGGUUUGCUGUUUUGACUGCCUCCCAUGUGGAGAUGGUGAGAUUUCUAAUAUAACAGGUGCAGUUGAAUGCACAGUGUGUCCAGAUGAGUUUUGGUCCAAUUUAUAUAAGGACCAAUGCGUUCCUAAAGAAGUAGAGUUUCUGUCCUAUGAAGAUCCUCUGGGCAUCUCUCUGACCACUGCUUCCCUCCUUGGCACCUGCUUCUGUGUUCUUGUGAUGUUUGUGUUUGCUGUUCAUCGUAAUACCCCUAUAGUACGAGCCAACAAUUCAGAGCUCAGUUUUCUGCUGCUUUUGUCACUGAAAAUGUGUUUCCUGUGUGCGCUGCUGUUUAUAGGCCAGCCCCAGUUAUGGACGUGUCAGUUAAGACAUGCUGUGUUUGGCAUAAGCUUUGUCCUGUGCAUCUCCAGCAUUCUGGUCAAGACUAUGGUGGUAAUAGCUGUGUUCAAGUCAUCUCGACCAGAGAGCAAAGGUGCUGUGAAAUGGUUUGGAGCAGUUCAACAAAGAUGCACGGUUCUGGUAUUGACAGCAAUACAGGUUGUGAUAUGUGCAGUCUGGCUAUCAACUGCCUCACCAGCACCCCAUAAAAACAACCAAUAUAUCCGCUCUAAAAUAGUAUAUGAAUGUGCCAUUGGCUCAGUGGCUGGUUUUUCCAUGUUAUUAGCAUACAUUGGACUUUUGGCAGCAGUAAGCUUUCUUUUAGCCUUCCUGGCAAGAAAUCUUCCAGAUAAUUUUAAUGAAGCAAAGUUCAUCACUUUUAGCAUGCUGAUUUUCUGUGCUGUAUGGAUUGCAUUUGUCCCAGCAUAUGUGAGCUCUCCCGGAAAAUAUGCAGUGGCUGUAGAAAUAUUUGCCAUUUUAGCGUCCAGUUUUGGAUUACUGCUGGCCAUAUUUGCCCCAAAGUGCUACAUCAUCCUUUUACACCCAGAGAGAAACACAAAAAAGGCAAUUAUGGGAAAAGAAGCACAAAAUAAAUAG
Danio aesculapii is the source of this 2607-nucleotide messenger RNA. RefSeq names its product extracellular calcium-sensing receptor-like. Gene Ontology annotation, cellular component: membrane. Gene Ontology annotation, molecular function: G protein-coupled receptor activity. The coding region runs from base 1 to 2607 and encodes 868 amino acids. Gene Ontology annotation, biological process: G protein-coupled receptor signaling pathway. The transcript is spliced from 6 exons. NCBI's taxonomy places the organism in Eukaryota, Metazoa, Chordata, Actinopteri, Cypriniformes, Danionidae. The record is from RefSeq and is a predicted model, not a curated record.